Messenger RNA from Thelazia callipaeda (thelaziosis nematode), 579 nucleotides. NCBI's taxonomy places the organism in Eukaryota, Metazoa, Nematoda, Chromadorea, Rhabditida, Thelaziidae. The record is from the annotation of a GenBank genome assembly.
AUGCAAACCAUUAAAUGUGUGGUAGUUGGAGAUGGCGCUGUGGGUAAAACUUGUCUUCUCAUAUCAUAUACCACUAAUAAGUUCCCCAGUGAAUAUGUACCGACUGUAUUUGAUAAUUAUGCUGUAACAGUAAUGAUUGGAGGAGAACCGUACACACUUGGUUUAUUCGACACAGCUGGCCAAGAGGAUUAUGAUAGAUUACGUCCUCUAUCUUACCCACAAACAGAUGUAUUUUUAGUUUGCUUCUCUGUCGUUGCACCUUCAUCAUUCGAAAAUGUGAAAGAAAAGUGGGUGCCGGAAAUAGCUCAUCAUUGUAUGAAGACACCGUUUUUAUUGGUUGGAACUCAGAUUGAUCUUCGAGACGACCCCUCAUAUAUUGAGAAAUUGGCUAAAAUAAAACAACGACCGAUAACAUUCGAAGUUGGUGAAAAGUUAGCAAAAGAAUUAAAGGCUGUAAAAUACGUCGAGUGUUCUGCUCUUACCCAGAAGGGUUUGAAGAAUGUCUUUGACGAAGCAAUUUUGGCGGCUUUGGAGCCACCCACACGAAAAAAGAAGAAGAAGAAAUGUGCUAUCCUUUAA